AUGGCGGCUCACAUCAGCCACAACAGACUCAAGGCCAAGGGCGUGGGCCAACACAACAACGCCCACAACUACAGAAACCAGAGCUUCGAGGACCUGCGAGAGUUCUGUCUGAGGAGGGGGGAACUGUUCAAAGACCCCGUAUUUCCUGCCGAACCCACUUCUCUGGGCUUCAAGGACCUGGGCCCCAACUCCAAAAACGUGCAGAACAUCAGCUGGCGGCGGCCCAGUGUGGGCACUGGGAGGGGAGCGCGGGCGCCUGGGGGCAGGGCGGAGCGCAGUGAUGCCCUGUCCCUCCGAUCCUCUCCAGUCCCCCUCAGCCCUCUGCUGGCCCUGGCAGGAGGCUCCACCUCCAUCAGGGAAAUCACAAACAAUCCUCACUUCAUUAUGAACGGGGUCAGCCCCACGGACAUCUGCCAGGGGGUGCUGGGGGACUGCUGGCUGCUGGCUGCCAUCGGCUCCCUUACCACGUGCCCCAAGCUGCUGUACCGCGUGGUGCCCAGGGGGCAGAGCUUCAAGAAAAACUAUGCUGGCAUCUUCCAUUUUCAGCCAUUCUGGGAGAGUCACAUCUUUGACACUGGCGUGUCACCGAAUCUGGCCACCAGGAGGCGCUGGUGCCCACCUUGCUGCCCACAGAUUUGGCAGUUUGGGCAGUGGGUCAACGUGGUGGUGGAUGACCGGCUACCCACAAAGAAUGGCAAGCUGUUGUUUGUGCACUCGGGCGAGCGCGCUGAGUUCUGGAGUGCCCUCCUGGAGAAGGCGUACGCCAAGCUGAGCGGGUCCUACGAGGCCCUGUCGGGGGGCAACACGAUGGAGGGCUUUGAGGACUUCACGGGGGGCGUGACCCACAGCUUCGAGCUCCAGCGGCCCCCGAAGAACCUGCUGAGGAUGCUCAGGAAGGCCGUAGACCGCUCUUCUCUCAUGGGUUGCUCCAUCGAAAUCACCAGCGAGAGCCAGCUGGAAUCCGUGACCCAGAGGAUGCUGGUGAGAGGACAUGCCUACUCAGUGACCGGCCUGCGGGAUGUCUCCUACCGCGGCAACGUGGAAACCCUCAUUCGGAUCCGGAAUCCCUGGGGCCGAAUGGAGUGGAAUGGAGCCUGGAGUGACAAUGCCAAGGAGUGGGAAGAGGUGUCCCCAGACACUCAGAAGCAGCUGCUGCACAAGAUGGAGGACGGGGAGUUCUGGAUGUCCUACCAAGACUUCAUGAGGAAUUUCACUUCCCUGGAGAUCUGCAGCCUGAUGCCCGACGCGCUCCUGGGGGACCACAAGAGCUGUUGGCACACCACCUUCUACGAGGGCAGCUGGCGGCGGGGCAGCACGGCGGGCGGCUGCAGGAACCACCUCGACACAUUCUGGACCAACCCCCAGUUUAGGAUCUCUCUCCUCAAGGAGGACGACGACCUAGAGGAGGACGAAGUCAUCUGCACCUGCCUGGUCGCCCUGAUGCAGAAGAACUGGCGGCAGGCGCGGCCCCAGGGGGCCCAGCUGCUCACCAUCGGCUUCGUCCUCUACAAGGUGCCAGAGGAGUUGCAGGACACCCAGGAUAUUCACUUGAAGAAGGAGUUCUUCCUGAAGUAUCCGGACCAUGGCUUCUCAGAGAUCUACACCACCUCGCGGGAGGUGAGCAGCCACCUCCAGCUGCCCCCGGGGGAAUACAUCAUCAUCCCCUCCACCUUCGAGCAGCACAAGGACGCCGACUUCCUGCUUCGGGUCUUCACGGAGAAGCACAGCGAGUCCUGGGAACUGGAUGAAGCCAACUGUGCCGAGAUACUCCAAGAGGAGGUCAUCUCGGAGAGUGACAUAGACCCGGACUUCAAGCGUCUGUUUGAGAUAGUGGCAGGAGAGGACAAGGAGAUCGGCACCUACGCGCUCCAAAGGCUGCUUAACAAGGUGGUCUCCAAACUCAAAAACUUCAAGAGCAAGGGCUUUGGCGUGGACGUGUGCCGCUGCAUGAUCAACAUCAUGGACAAAGAUGGCUCUGGCAAGCUAGGGCUUCCGGAGUUCCAGAUCCUGUGGAGAAAAAUCAAGAAAUGGACGGACAUCUUCCAAGAAUGCGACCAGGACAACUCGGGCACCUUGAACUCCUAUGAGUUGCGCUUGGCAAUUGAGAAAGCAGGCAUCAAGGUGAACAACAAGGUGACGCAGGUGCUGGUGGCCAGGUAUGCAAAUGACGACAUGCUCAUGGAUUUUGAAAGCUUCGUCAGUUGUUUCCUGAGGCUGAAGGCCAUGUUCACAUACUUUCUAACUAUGGACCCCAAGAAUACUGGCCAUAUCCAUUUGGACCUGGACCAGUGGCUGCAGAUAACCAUGUGGGGAUAG
Myotis brandtii (Brandt's bat) is the source of this 2316-nucleotide messenger RNA. RefSeq names its product calpain 11 (gene CAPN11). The coding region runs from base 1 to 2316 and encodes 771 amino acids. Gene Ontology annotation, cellular component: cytoplasm. NCBI's taxonomy places the organism in Eukaryota, Metazoa, Chordata, Mammalia, Chiroptera, Vespertilionidae. The record is from RefSeq and is a predicted model, not a curated record. Gene Ontology annotation, molecular function: calcium ion binding; calcium-dependent cysteine-type endopeptidase activity. The transcript is spliced from 22 exons. Gene Ontology annotation, biological process: proteolysis.